Linum tenue is the source of this 246-nucleotide messenger RNA. The record is from the annotation of a GenBank genome assembly. NCBI's taxonomy places the organism in Eukaryota, Viridiplantae, Streptophyta, Magnoliopsida, Malpighiales, Linaceae.
AUGCGAGAGAUUGCCUUUGAUUUACUAGAAGGAGAAGAAGAAUUAGUAGCAGGUUAUCAAACGGAAUACUCGGGUAUCAAAUUUGGUUUAUUUUAUGUUGCUUCCUAUCUAAACUUAUUAAUUUCUUCAUUAUUUGUAACAGUUCUUUACUUGGGCGGUUGGAAUAUCUUUAUUUCGUACAUAUUCAUGACUGAAUUUUUUGAAAUAAAUAAUGUGGGUAGAGUCUUUGGAAUAAUAAUUGGUUAA